This is a messenger RNA of Thermochaetoides thermophila DSM 1495, 1185 nucleotides long. RefSeq lists its product as uncharacterized. Gene Ontology annotation, biological process: lipid metabolic process. Gene Ontology annotation, molecular function: oxidoreductase activity. Lineage: Eukaryota; Fungi; Ascomycota; Sordariomycetes; Sordariales; Chaetomiaceae. The coding region runs from base 1 to 1185 and encodes 394 amino acids. The record is from RefSeq and is a predicted model, not a curated record. The transcript has 3 exons.
AUGACGGCGACUACCACGACCACAACAACCAGAAGUCGCAGGGUGGAUGGCCAAAUCAAGACGGCCGGGCCUGCGUAUCCCGACAUUCAAACCAUCAGGAACGCAAUUCCUCCGCAUUGCUUCCGGCCGUCGACUCUGCGUUCACUAGGCUAUGUCGCGCGGGACGUCGCCAUGGCGACGGCACUAGGUUGGGCAGCCCUUACCUAUAUUCCCCAGAUGGAGCCCUUUGUUUUGCGCACCACGGCCUGGUUCGUCUAUGGCUUUGUUCAAGGCCUCAUCUGCACUGGUAUUUGGAUUCUGGCGCAUGAGGCUGGCCACGGAGCCUUCUCGGCGCACCGCAAACUCAAUGACUUCGUGGGCUGGGUUCUGCACUCCGCUCUGUUGGUUCCCUACUUCAGCUGGAAGUUCUCACAUCAUCGCCAUCAUCUCUUCACGGGCCACAUGGAGAAGGAUAUGGCUUUCGUGCCACAUACCAAGGAGGACCGCAAAAAGCGCCGCCUCGCCGACUUGUACCUUGACCGGGAGCUGAUCGAGGACGUGCCAAUUGUUCAGCUCGUCAAGUUGCUUCUUCACCAACUCGCCGGCUUCCAGAUGUACCUGCUCUUUAACGUCUCGGCCGGGAGCAACAGUCAGCAACGCAAGGCUAGUUGGCUACGCGUCAGUCACUUCGAUCCAAAGAGCGCCGUCUUUCGCCCCAGUGAGGCCGGCUAUAUCGUUCUGUCAGACAUCGGCCUCGCUAUUGUUGCCACAGGCCUGUAUUUCGCUUCAAAUGCAGUCGGCUGGAAGACGGUCUGUCUUCUGUACAUUGCCCCUUAUUGUUGGGUUCACCAUUGGUUGGUUGCCAUUACCUACCUUCACCACACUCACCCUGAGGUCCAUCACUUUGAUGCCGAGAACUGGACCUUUGUCAAGGGGGCACUCGCCACCGUGGAUCGUGACUUUGGCUGGAUCGGCCGCCAUCUCUUCCACGGCAUCAUCGACACACAUGUCGUGCACCAUCUUUUCCCCCGUAUCCCCUUCUACUACGCAGAGGAAGCCACUGAAGCAAUCAAGCCACUUUUGGGUGAUCUUUACCACCGUGACGAGCGUUCUUUCGUUGGGCAGCUGUGGGCGUGCUUCACCAAGUGCAAGUAUGUCGAGCCGGAUCCGAACGUGCCUGGUGCGCUGAUCUGGGCCAAGAAUUAA